This is a messenger RNA of Jaculus jaculus (lesser Egyptian jerboa), 1702 nucleotides long. It is a transcript of the gene Nkx2-2, whose product is annotated as NK2 homeobox 2. The transcript is spliced from 3 exons. Gene Ontology annotation, molecular function: RNA polymerase II cis-regulatory region sequence-specific DNA binding; DNA-binding transcription factor activity, RNA polymerase II-specific. The record is from RefSeq and is a predicted model, not a curated record. Gene Ontology annotation, cellular component: nucleus. Gene Ontology annotation, biological process: cell differentiation; regulation of transcription by RNA polymerase II. The coding region runs from base 442 to 1263 and encodes 273 amino acids. Lineage: Eukaryota; Metazoa; Chordata; Mammalia; Rodentia; Dipodidae.
GUGCUGUAAGUGAGGUUCGUGAGUGGAGCCCAGCCUUAUAUGGACUGAUCGCUCGGGCAAUGGCCCAUUUUUUCCUCGCCACCAGCCGCCACCGCGCGCGGAGCGGCCGCUGGAGCCCGAGCUGACGGCACCUUGGCACCUCUCCUGGAGUUACAAACUGAGGCCGGCCGGCGCCUGGCCCGCAGGCCGCCAGUCCCCGCGUGCAUUUCCGCGUGCUUUCAUAGAAGAGAGAGGCGCUGGGUGGGCUUGAUUUUUCCCCUCCCUUCCCCCACUGUUUCCUUCUCUCUUUUUAAAUAAUAAUUAUCCCAAUAAUUAAAGCCCAUCCCCCCUUCCCGUCCCUCCCGCUCCCCACCCCCUCCCCCGCCCGCCGGGGUUGGGGAGAGCCAGAAUUGACCCAGUGAAGCUACAACUUUGCGCUAUAAAUUGCGGGGGUCCUGAACCAUGUCGCUGACCAACACAAAGACGGGCUUUUCGGUCAAGGACAUCUUGGACCUGCCGGACACCAACGAUGAGGAAGGCUCGGUGGCCGAAGGGCCGGAGGAGGAGAGCGAAGGUCCGGAACCCGCCAAGAGGGCCGGGUCGCUGGGGCAGAGCGCGCUGGACGCGGUGCAGAGCCUGCCCCUGAAGAGCCCUUUCUACGACAGCAGCGACAACCCCUACACGCGCUGGCUGGCCAGCACCGAGGGCCUCCAGUACUCCCUGCACGGACUAGCGGCCGGCGCGCCCCCCCAAGAUUCCAGUUCCAAGUCCCCCGAGCCCUCCGCAGACGAGUCACCGGACAAUGACAAGGAGACUCCGGGCGGCGGGGGGGACGCAGGGAAGAAGAGGAAGCGGAGAGUGCUCUUCUCCAAGGCGCAGACCUACGAGCUGGAGCGGCGAUUCCGGCAGCAGCGGUACCUGUCGGCGCCCGAGCGCGAGCACCUGGCCAGCCUCAUCCGCCUCACGCCCACGCAGGUGAAGAUCUGGUUCCAGAACCACCGCUACAAGAUGAAGCGCGCCCGGGCCGAGAAAGGUAUGGAGGUGACGCCCCUGCCCUCGCCGCGCCGGGUGGCCGUGCCGGUGUUGGUCAGAGAUGGCAAACCGUGCCACGCGCUCAAAGCCCAGGACCUAGCAGCCGCCACCUUCCAGGCGGGCAUCCCCUUUUCGGCCUACAGCGCGCAGUCGCUUCAACACAUGCAGUACAACGCCCAGUACAGCUCGGCCAGCACCCCCCAGUACCCGACAGCACACCCCCUGGUCCAGGCCCAGCAGUGGACUUGGUGAGCGCCGCCCUGUGUGAGACUUGACACCCCAGGCCCUGGUCCCACCCCGGCGGCGGCGGCGGCAGAGGCGGCGGCGAGGAGGACUCAGUCCUUAAGAUGGUUAUUAUUAUUAUUAUAAUUAUUAUUAUAGAGUCGAGGUGAUGCUCGGCUCCAUUUGGGGGAGGCGCCGGGAGGUUGCCUGCGCCCCCUUCUCGGAGUGGCAGACUCCAUUUACCGACUCUGCCCCCCAUCCCUCUCUCCUUUGAACCUUUGGGGAGGGUUGGACUUUCGGCCGUGUUUACAGAAUGUUUGCUCAGCUUCCGCUUCUUGGCCUCUCCCUGGUGUGUGUGGGGGGACCAGACCAUGCCAACCAACGUUAAAGUCGUCACUUGAACAGAGAUAAAGACUGACCCCCCCACCCCGCCCCGCUUUCGUGAAUUUUGUAAAAUAUGUUCGUGUGA